GAACUCACUACCGAUCCAGAAGAGAGUUGAAUGUCCUGUCUUUGUGCUCAGAUCAGAGUAUGGCAUACAGAAAAUGUGAGUGAGUGGAAGUGGGGAUCUGCAUGCAUGGGAAAUGGAAACACCCUCUUAUCUGAGCUCCUCCUGACAAUAGCAGUGCUGUUUUCCAUGUCACUGUGAAGUCAGACCUUCCGACAAACAGCACCGUAGCCAUGAGCCAGACAGCUGAGGAGCUGUUAAUCAUCUAUGAAUCGGAGGCAGAACAAUGGGCCACCUAUUUGCAUUCAGUCUUCACCGGUCCAAUCUCAGAGGCUGGGAUCUGCUGCUAUGACAUCGCCGCAGUGUCCAGCCGGCAGGACGACUUCCUCAGGCUGGCCCAUUACACCUGCAAGCUCCUGAUCCUUUCCAAGGGCAUGCUGGAGGGUCUGUGCCAGAAGCGGCGCUUCUUCCUGGCCCGUGUAUUGCGUCCUGCAGCUCAUGUGGUGGUGCUGCUGUGUGGGGUGGAGAGUCUGACCCCACUGCUGGAGCUGGUGCCCCUGAACGGUGACGAGUGCCUGAAGGUCUCCAGUGAACAAGAUGCUCAUGAGUACCUGUCUACUGUGACAGAUAUUGUGAGAAAAGGUGCGUUAGCCUCAGCGGCAAAUGUCAACCCCUUCACACGUAAACUAUUAGGAUCAGAGCAAAAGGUGGAACAAAUGCAGUCAACUGGAGCCCACAGUGUCAGAUCCAGCAUUGUGGCCGUUCCCUCCAGAGUUCCAUGCGGGAGCUCUAUGGAAGUGUUCAUUCUUUUGAAAAAUGAGUCGGCUGGCAGCGACGCUGAGCUGGAGUUCACUGGUGAGAAUCAGACGCUGAGACUGAAGCCUGUCUGCUGGAAUGAGCGGAUCCUAUGUGUCAAUGCACCAGAUUUUCCAGCAGGAUAUGUAAGAGUGACUGUGUAUAGCAAUGGGGUGCCAUUGAUCAAGACACAGCUGCAGUACUACAGCAACAUGGAUGAAAUAACCUGCCUUCUGGCAAAGGCAGCAGACCCUGUAGAUUUCAUGUGUCAGGCUCUUCAGGAGUCCUCUGUGGAGAAGCUGGAUCAGAAGUUGUCCUCCAUGUUGUUGGAGGGCAUGCCCACAGGAGGAUUUCGGGGACUGCAGUGUGAAAACACACCUGAAAGAGAGCUUCACCAUGCAGAUGCACCGUCGCUCCUCCACUUUGCUGCCCAGUAUGGAUUCAAGAGCGUCUCCAGCCUGCUCCUGCAGUGUCCAGGCGCUGAGCGAGCACUGCACACCGCCAACCGCCAUGGACAGACUCCCACCCAGAUUGCCAAGAGCCACGGCCAUACAGAGCUUCACGUCUUAUUAAAGGAAACACUGAAUACGUUCAACUCAGGCAAGGACAAUGGUGAUGCCAGUGUGUACGAAAUGAUGUGCGCUGCAGGGACUCCUUCCACCAAACAUGAACAGACAGAACAACGAGGAGGGGAUGAAGAGGGGGAGGAGGAGGAUAUCUAUGCACCACUGAGGGUGAAUGAUGAAUAUGACACCAUCCUGAACUCAACAAAAGCAGUGGUUAUUGCCAAUCGCCCGCCAGCACCCACACCACGGCCUGAGAGCACCCAAGGGAUGGAGAGCGGAACCCCUUACAUCACCCAAGUGUUCCAGAAGAAGAAGAAGACACCACAGCACGACGCUGAUCUGUAUUCACUUCCCACUAAACAAGCACACGGGCGAGAAAACAGCAUCUCUUGCACCUAUGAUACCUUUGUGCCAAACCAGAUAAACGGUCUCCAGCAGCUCAUUGAGCUCCAGCAGAGGGUGAAGGCAGGUUCACUCACUGUGGACGGGGCCCUGGAGCGCUUCAGUGACUGGCAGCGGGUUCAGAAGGGCAUGGAUGGCGUCCAGCAGGAAAAGUUGAGUCAGCUCAGAGCCAGUAUCGUCAACAACAGAGAGGAUGAUGACAGUGUCUAUGAUAAAAUCAACAUCGUUCAUCACAUGCCAAGUGUUACAGUGAGUGAAAGUCGAAGAGGAAGCAAAGCAGUGGAGUCAGAUUUUUACAGCAAGCCAUUUAAAGGACAGCAUUCAGGUUUCUUCUCCAAAGCUGACAAACGGUGAAGAUCUAUUCAAGCCCAUCAAUUGUGUCACAUUUUCCAUAUUUACAGGCACCAUCAGUCUACAAAGACUCUAUUCUUCCACCAAUUAUAUCCGGUUUAAUCUGUUUGAAUACAUAGUCUGUCAUUUUUAUUGUAUAUGUCAAAGUAAUAACAAGUGAAAUUACUGAUUUUUUAAAUGUAUAUCCUACUGCUUGCCUAGCUUUAAUUGCCUAUUAUAAGAUAUUAUGGAAGCACAUUCUGGUUUAAGUAAAAAAGUAUCACAAAUAUAAUGUAUAAUAUGUCUAAUUCUACUUUUGAAAAAAAUCUACAUAAUCAGUAUCAUUUUAUCUUCAUUUUGUGUCUCUCAUGAAAGUUUCUAUGUCAACAACUACCAUGUUAAUUCUGAAAAGUAAACUACUCAUAUUAAAGCUAUUUCUUGUACAUUGAACACUAUUGGCAAUACUGAAAUUGUAAUACAUUCAUAAAUCUUUCACACAGUGAAAAAAUUAAAGUAAUCAACAUCUAAAAAGUGUAAUAGCUUUCCAUGGGUCUGUGUUCCAGGGAAAGGGAAUUAAUUUCUUGGCCUGAAAAGCCUUUACAUCUUUACCUCUAGAGGGCGCUGUAUCACUAAAUAUAUUCAUCACACUC
Messenger RNA from Sander lucioperca (pikeperch), 2719 nucleotides. RefSeq names its product B-cell scaffold protein with ankyrin repeats. The transcript has 17 exons. Lineage: Eukaryota; Metazoa; Chordata; Actinopteri; Perciformes; Percidae. The record is from RefSeq and is a predicted model, not a curated record. Gene Ontology annotation, biological process: B cell activation; negative regulation of B cell activation; negative regulation of phosphatidylinositol 3-kinase/protein kinase B signal transduction. Gene Ontology annotation, molecular function: protein tyrosine kinase binding; signaling receptor binding. Bases 210 to 2093 code for a protein of 627 amino acids.